Molecule: messenger RNA, 1047 nt
Organism: Trypanosoma theileri
Lineage: Eukaryota; Euglenozoa; Kinetoplastea; Trypanosomatida; Trypanosomatidae
Product: putative N-acyl-L-amino acid amidohydrolase
Exons: 1
Coding region: 1-1047 (348 amino acids)
Molecular function (GO): hydrolase activity
Source: RefSeq, a predicted model, not a curated record
AUGCCAGCACCUCUUGAUAUCAAGCGAUUAACACCAACCAGUGUAAUCGCAGAUCUCCAGGGUGGUGCUGGAGAGGGUCCCAUGUACGCACUGCGUGCAGAUAUGGAUGCCCUGCCAUUACAGGAGGAAAGUGGAGAGCCCUUCAGUUCGAAAAAGCCUGGUGUAAUGCAUGCCUGUGGUCAUGACACGCAUACUGCAAUGCUUCUUGGUGCUGUAAAGGUGCUUUGUCAAGUUAAGGACAAGAUUCGUGGCACUGUGCGGUUUAUCUUCCAACAUGCUGAGGAGGUUAGUCCAAGUGGUGCAAAGCAGUUGGUGGAGCUUGGUGUACUUGAUGGUGUGAAGAUGAUUUUUGGGCUUCACAAUUGUCCACUAACACCUCCUGGUAAGGUGAAGACACGUCCUGGAGUUUUCAGUGCUGCUGUUUUUGAUUUUGACAUUGUGAUCAAGGGUAGGGGCGGUCAUGCUUCAGCUCCCAACAAGUGUAUUGACCCUAUUGUUAUUGCAUCGCAUAUUGUAAUGGGUAUGCUUGGUAUACCACGUCAGUUUACGGCACAGACGGCCCCUGUUGUAAGUGUGACAACAAUCACUGGUGGAACGGGGAGUUUCAAUGUCAUUCCAGACACUGCGCAAAUAAAGGGUACGAUUCGUACAAUUGAUAGAAAGGCAGAGGAGGAAGCUCCUGCGCUACUGAAGAAAAUGGUUGAGGGUGUUUGUGCCAUACACGGUGCUGAUUUCACUAUUGACUGGCCUGAACCUGUGUACUCAACAUACAAUAGCCAAGAGGCCUUUGACUUAUGGAAGUCUGCUAUUGAUGCCUCCCUUGGAUCGGAUGCAUUUAUCUUGCAGUCUGAACCCAAUUUUGGUGCUGAGGACUUCUCAGAGUAUCAGCGGGUUGUGCCGGGUUGUUACGCCAACAUUGGUGUACGGAAUGAGGCCAUUGGAGCAGUGCAUAACUGCCACAGCUCAAAGUACAAGGUUGAUGAGGCCGGGUUUUUGACAGGCGUAAAGGUUCAUGUGGCGUUGAUUGAGAGCCUUAUGAUGAAAUAA